GAUGAAUACAAUAGUAAGAGUAAAUCAAUGAUAAUAAUGAACAACCAAUUGGAUCAAACAUAUUGUCAUCAAAUACGAUGUCAUCACAAACAGGCAAUCAAUAAACUGAUGUCUUGUAUGACAAACUGUGGCAUUGAUUCAGUUAAGACAUCAAAUCAUGUGAACGCAAAACAAGAACCACAUAUCGACCACAAGAUAUUAUUAGCAUUGAUUCAAUUGAUCCACUAUUACCACAAACAACUCAAUUACAUUGACGAUAAUAGUAAUGAGGAUAAUAAUAGUGAUAUCAGUCAACAUAUUGACAACAAUCAAAUGGAUGUACAAUUGAUACUAAAGACAUUACAAUCGAUCCGACUAUGGCUUCUCAACAAUUACUGUUCACAUCAAUUGAUAGUUUGGUUGACAUCAGUGACAUCGGAGUCAGAGUUGUCGACAUUAGAUGAGAACAGAUGGUGGACUUUGGCUCUAUUGGUAUUGAAUAUUAUGUAUAAACAAAGGAUAUGUCUAACGGAGCAUAAGAUGAUGUUGGAGUUGGCGUGGAUUUGUUUGUCUGAAUUGGAUCCAUGGCUCGCACCCAUCAAAGUCAAUAAAAAACAUUUGUUAUCAGUUCUUCAGAAUGCCAUUAAUGUGGAGAAAGUGGAUAACAAAGUACCCACAGAUGAAUGUCUAGAUUUACAACAAGAGGUCAAACGAUUGAGACUAAAGAUAAUUGAUUUGCAAAGAAAUAUCAUUAAAAUGAAUAAAGAAAAACAAUUAUUAACUAAAAGAGAUGUCGUUAUUGGGACCAAAACAGGCGGACAUAAGAGGAUGACUAACAAUUCAAUCAAGAGAGCCAUGAAUAAAGAUAAUGAGUCCAAUGAUAGCCAGUUGGACAUCAAAGUUGACCUCAAAGCCAAUGAUGGCUUCAAUUGUGACAUCUGUAACAAACCGUUUGGAUCAGCCUAUCGGCUCAAUCGGCACAUGUAUUCGCAUACUGGUCAGCGGCCAUACAGUUGUUUAUGGCCGGCGUGUAACCGACAGUUCAACGAUAACUAUCAUUUAAAGCGCCAUAUGUUGACACACACUGGAGAGAAACCAUACAUUUGUGAAUCAGUUGAUUGUGGCAAAAGGUUUUCCCGACCCGAAGAUUUGAAAUCACAUCAAAAAAUACAUUCAUUGACCGUAACCUCAACUAUGGACAAUGUUGUGGUGACCACUACUUCUCCCGAUACACACAUAUAACAACAGUUAUAAUCUUUAAAACAAAUAUUUAAACUAUAUUUUCAAUUAAUAGCUUAUCAUAAUUACCGGUAAUUUAUUAUUAUUACCGUAAAUGACAUGUAAU
Messenger RNA from Oppia nitens, 1324 nucleotides. Its product is annotated as Krueppel-like factor 7. Gene Ontology annotation, cellular component: nucleus. NCBI's taxonomy places the organism in Eukaryota, Metazoa, Arthropoda, Arachnida, Sarcoptiformes, Oppiidae. The transcript is spliced from 2 exons. The coding region runs from base 28 to 1221 and encodes 397 amino acids. Gene Ontology annotation, biological process: regulation of transcription by RNA polymerase II. Gene Ontology annotation, molecular function: RNA polymerase II cis-regulatory region sequence-specific DNA binding; DNA-binding transcription factor activity, RNA polymerase II-specific. The record is from RefSeq and is a predicted model, not a curated record.